Sarcophilus harrisii (Tasmanian devil) is the source of this 923-nucleotide messenger RNA. Its product is annotated as cytokine SCM-1 beta. The transcript has 3 exons. NCBI's taxonomy places the organism in Eukaryota, Metazoa, Chordata, Mammalia, Dasyuromorphia, Dasyuridae. Gene Ontology annotation, biological process: positive regulation of GTPase activity; cellular response to interleukin-1; monocyte chemotaxis. Bases 149 to 502 code for a protein of 117 amino acids. Gene Ontology annotation, cellular component: extracellular region. Gene Ontology annotation, molecular function: chemokine activity; CCR chemokine receptor binding. The record is from RefSeq and is a predicted model, not a curated record.
UUGCUAAGACUUUCCGACAACCUUCCUUCCAUCUUGAAACUUCCUCUCAAGGCACAGGAAGUUCACUGACCAUUGUAAGUGAAUAAAAGCUCACAGGACUCCUCACUCUUCAUUCUCUCCUCCAGAUACCCUCAACCCAACAGCAGCCAUGAAACUCCUUUUGGCUUUCUUCUGCUUCUGUGGUUUCACACUGUUCACAGUGGAAGGUGUGGGAAGUGAAAUCAUGAAAAGAAGUUUUUGUGUGAGUCUCUCAAGCAAGCCCCUGCCUGUCCACUCAGUUAAGAGCUACACCAUCGAAGAAGGUCCAAUGAAAGCAGUGAUUUUUGUCACCCGCAGAGGAUUUAAAAUCUGUGCUGAUCCUGAGGUCAAUUGGGCCAAAACUGUCAUCAGAAGUGUGGACGGCAGACUCAAAAGGAAAAAUAUGAUCCAGACUAAGCCAACAGGAUCACAACCACCUACUGGCAGGACUAUGACCAUGUCUGGAAAGCCAUCAUUAAUGUAGGAGUGUGGAGGAAUGGAGAGAGUGCUGCACUUGAAGUCAUGAAGAUCUGGCUUCAAGUUCUGCCUUAGACUUAUACUAGUUCUGUGACCCCGGGCAAGUCAUUUAACCUAUCUCAAUUUUCUCAUUUAAAGAAUGAGGAUAAUAAUAACUUUAAAAUUUACUUCACAGAGGUGCUGUGAAGAGUGAAAGAGGACAUAUUUUAAGUGCUUUGUAUAUGUGGAAGUACUGUAUAAAUAUAAGUUAUUAUUGUUAGCACCUUGUCUCUCCUGCUGCCUUUCAAAGAAAAUAAAGUAAAUGUAUUCACAUGGAUGGAUCAGAUUGUAUUCACCUUUCUGGGAAGAUUGUAUGUGCUAGAAGACAUUCUGUACUUUUGUGUUUCAUGUUAAUUUUUUCACAUUCAUCUUAGAGUUAUGAUUAAAAU